Molecule: messenger RNA, 2400 nt
Organism: Aspergillus versicolor CBS 583.65
Lineage: Eukaryota; Fungi; Ascomycota; Eurotiomycetes; Eurotiales; Aspergillaceae
Exons: 2
Coding region: 1-2400 (799 amino acids)
Source: RefSeq, a predicted model, not a curated record
AUGGCAGAUCAUUUAUUCUUUCCUGGCGCCCCUCCGAGGGCCCUUCGGAUUGAGUAUGUCGGCGAGCUAUACGACGGAAGCGACUGGGAUACGUUUCCCUCUCGCUGUGGCUGGCUCGAUGAGCCUGGAUCAGAGGACUUCCUUUCACGAUAUAUUCCGUACGUGAAACUACCCGAAGAGUUCGAGUACUUGUUUGAAUACACGUCCAAGAUGGGGUGCUGGCUCUACUUUGGCAUGCUACACUAUGUCUUCGGUGACCAGCUGAAUCAGUCCGAGUUUAUUAUCGUCUGCGAGGAGAGUGACGGCCCACGGCAGUACAUCACGACAAGAUAUCUGCACAAAUAUAUUGAAGAUGCUGACGACUGGAAGAACAACAACCGCGGAGCACGAACUGUCGAGAUUGUCAACAAAGUCCUCGAAGCUCUUCCUGGCUACUUCCGUUUCAUAGGGGACGGGAUGUGGUUGGCCAUUCGUCUGGCCAGCCUUGCCCUCUGGAAUGUUGCGGUCAAGCGAGAUGGCCCUCAGCCCAACCCUCGAUUGUUGGGAGCGUGGUCCCUCACCAGCGAAGACUUGGAGAAACUGCCAUUGUUCAAGGGAUGGUGUCCCCUGGAUGCGAUGAAGUGUUGCAAAGCUGGCAUCUACCUAGAUACCCAAGUUUACCUGCUGCAAUUGCGUCGUACCAAGCCCAGCUGGAACAACAGAACGCAUGAUUCUUGUGAUAAGGCGCAAUGCGUGGCGGACAAUAUAGAUGAAAGCAACUAUGUUACUCGCCAUGUGCAAGAAGAUUGCAACUGCUCGCAUAUCCACGCAGAUGUUGAACCGCUACAUAAAAUUCUCCUUGACGGAGGAAUCCCUCUUGUGAUGAUCACCUUGUCUGGUGAGGAUGAACUUGGGAACCAGCAGUAUAAGCUCGAGGUCGUCAAGAAGCGCACGAACAGGCCAUACGUAGCCAUCUCUCAUGUAUGGGCCGAUGGACUAGGCAACCCUCAGGGCAAUUCUCUCCCACACUGCCAGUUGGAGUUUCUCUACAGACGGGCCCAGCGCCUGCUGUCUGACAAGGAAUAUAUUCCUGGCUAUGAGGACAAAGUAUAUGGACCGCUACAUUCUGGGGCUGCUCGAUUUGGCCACUUCGCAGCCAAGGCGGUUCGACGCGACAAUUCUGUGUUGCUGUGGAUUGAUACAUUGUGCAUCCCACACCGAAAUGAUGUUCGUGGUCUGGCAAUUCAACGCAUUCGCGAUGUUUAUACCGGUGCUUCUCGGAACAUGAUUAUCGACUCGGAGAUGAUGCUGCUCGACUCGAAAUUGUGCAGUAAAAUGGAAGUCUGUCUGAGAGUUCUAUACUGCUCAAACUGGAUUCGCCGGUUAUGGACGCUCCAAGAAGGACUGGCCGCGCAGGAAAAGCUCUUCGUGCUUUUAUCUGACAAGGCAAUAAACAUCGGCACAAUCCCCUACAUGCUCUUGAAACAGGUCGACCAAGGAGAAAUCCCCAUCUUCCAAGAGGGAAUCGCUACCAUGGCCGCAGUGGCUUGGUAUUCGUACUUUGACGAACCCACUGACUAUGCCUCGACAUUCUAUCGCAAUGUCAUCCACCGAGGUGCAAUGGACCAGGGUAAGAUAAUUGCCUGGAACUGGUUCAACGUGGCCACACGAGCCAGCAGUAAAGACCGUGAUCGUCCGACCGUCCUAGCAGGUCUGCUGAAUCUCGAUGUCGGCAAGAUCCUAAAGAUCAAGGAGGCCGAUGACCGAAUGCGGCAGAUAUACAGCAUGCUGGAUGAGUUUCCCCAGGCUGUGCUUUUUCUCGAAGGCGCACGAUUCCAAGAAUAUGGACUGGGAUGGGCAAUGAAAGUAUGUCGAUUUACAGGCGAAUUCAAUGUUCUUGCUGGUGAUUCUGGGAAUAUCACGCCCCGCGGCCUCUGCAUCACACAGUAUCCUUCGCUAAUAGCGCUUUCAUCGGACCUGUUUGAUCUGGGCCUGGCAAAAUCAAAACGAUCGCAGCCUGACCAAAGCCAGAUGGACUGGAAGAAGUGGCUUGAUGAUUCCAAACCCUUUCCUGAUCCUGACUUUGAUGACCCAGACCCAGACAGUCUAGCGGCAGAGCCAGACGAGGCGGAAAUGUCAUUUCUGCACUUGAAAGGGACCGUUCCAGUUAACCUGAGCCAAGGCGAGGCGUAUGGAAUUAUCCUAAGGGCCGCCCUUCCUGGUCAAGUAUAUACUCAAUGUGCAUUGGUGGCAAUACAGACAAAUGAAGAUGGGGUCCAUUAUGGCCGAUACAUUAGCACGGGAAAUAUGAGUUCUGCUACAUUUGAUAGGAACCUGCAUGUUGUGGAACUGCCUGAUGACGGUUACCUUUUGGCCGGCACUUGGAGUGAUGCACAGAAAUAUGAAUGGGUUGUUGGUUAA